Messenger RNA from Oryza brachyantha (malo sina), 3492 nucleotides. RefSeq names its product villin-2. NCBI's taxonomy places the organism in Eukaryota, Viridiplantae, Streptophyta, Magnoliopsida, Poales, Poaceae. The record is from RefSeq and is a predicted model, not a curated record. Bases 120 to 3059 code for a protein of 979 amino acids. The transcript has 24 exons. Gene Ontology annotation, biological process: cytoskeleton organization; actin filament severing. Gene Ontology annotation, molecular function: actin filament binding.
CGGCUCCGAUCGGAUCCCGUCCUGCCCCCCGCCCCAGUGUACAAGUUCCUAGUAUUCCGUGGAGGAGCCACCUGCCACUCCCUAGUCUUCAAGUAAACCUUUUGUAAGGCUGCUGCUCAAUGUCAAGUGCAAAGCCUGUGCUUGAUCCUGCAUUUCAAGGAGCUGGCCAAAAACCUGGCACAGAAAUAUGGAGGAUUCAAGAUUUUAAACCAGUUCCUUUGCCAAAAUCAGAUUAUGGAAAAUUUUACUGUGGAGAUUCAUAUAUAGUUCUCCAGACGACUUGCAACAAAGGUGGUGGUGCCUAUCUUUUUGACAUCCACUUUUGGAUUGGGAAAGAUUCUAGCCAAGAUGAAUCUGGGACUGCAGCAAUUAAGACAGUUGAAUUUGACACCAUGCUUGGAGGUCGCGCAGUCCAGCACAGAGAACUCCAAGGCUAUGAGUCUGAUAAGUUCCUAUCAUACUUCAAGCCAUGCAUUAUACCCUUGGAGGGGGGUUUUGCCUCUGGGUUUAAAAAACCUGAAGAGGAAAAGUUUGAAACACGGCUAUAUAUUUGCAAAGGGAAGAGGGCUAUCAGAGUCAAAGAGGUUCCCUUUGCUCGUUCAUCAUUGAACCAUGAUGAUGUAUUUAUCUUGGAUACUGAGAAUAAAAUAUAUCAAUUCAAUGGUGCAAACUCCAAUAUUCAAGAGAGAGCGAAAGCUUUGGAAGCGAUUCAACAUUUAAAGGAGACGUACCAUAAUGGAGUGUGUGAUGUUGCAAUUGUUGAUGAUGGAAAAUUGCAAGCAGAAUCAGAUUCAGGCGAAUUCUGGGUCCUUUUUGGAGGUUUUGCACCAAUCGGGAAGAAAGCUGUAAGUGACGAUGAUGUUGUUCUUGAAGCCACAGCUCCCAAGCUUUACAGCAUCAAUAAUGGUCAAUUAAAGUUAGAAGACACUGUUCUGUCAAAAUCAAUUCUUGAGAACAAUAAGUGCUUUUUGGUCGACUGUGGGGCUGAUUUAUUUAUAUGGGUUGGUCGACUAACACAAGUGGACGAGAGAAAAGCUGCUAAUGCGGCAGUUGAGGAAUUCAUUGCUACUCAAAACAGGCCAAAGACAACAAGAGUAACUAGAGUCAUUCAAGGCUAUGAGAAUCAUACAUUCAAGUCUAAAUUUGAAUCCUGGCCACUAAAUAGUGCAGCAGGAAGUGCUAGCAUGGAGGAAGGGAGAGGGAAAGUUGCAGCUCUGUUGAAGCAACAAGGAGUUGAUGUCAAGGGAGCCUCAAAAAGCAGUGCACCAGUAGAUGAGGAAGUUCCUCCUUUGCUAGAAGGCGAUGGAAAAAUUGAGGUUUGGUGUAUUAAUGGCAGUUCUAAGACUGCACUUCCAAAGGAGGAGCUUGGAAAGUUUUACAGUGGAGAUUGCUAUAUUGUUCUAUAUACGUAUCAUUCUGGUGACAAGAGAGAAGAAUUCUAUUUAACUUACUGGAUCGGCAAGGACAGCAUGCCGGAAGAUCAAGAGAUGGCUUUCCAAACAGCUAAUUCAAUUUGGAAUUCAUUGAAAGGAAGACCUGCUCUGGGCCGUAUUUAUCAAGGGAAAGAACCACCACAAUUUAUUGCCCUUUUCCAGCCCAUGGUUGUUUUAAAGGGUGGAAUCAGCUCUGGAUACAAGAAAUUUGUGGAAGAGAAGGGCUUGAAAGAUGAAACAUAUUCUGGCGAUGGCAUUGCUCUUGUUCGAGUUUCUGGAACAUCAAUGCAUAAUAAUAAAGCACUUCAAGUUGAUGCGGUGUCGUCAAGCUUGAGUCCCACAGAUUGUUUUGUUCUGCAAUCUGGAAAUUCAAUGUUUACAUGGAUUGGCAAUGCCAGUUCUUAUGAACAGCAACAGUGGGCUGCAAAAAUUGCUGAAUUCUUGAAGCCUGGUGUUGCUGUCAAACAUUGCAAGGAGGGAACUGAGAGUUCUGCCUUUUGGUUUGCUCUUGGUGGAAAGCAGAAUUACACAAGCAGAAAUGUCACACAUGAUGUUGUUGUUAGAGAUCCUCAUUUGUAUACAUUCUCGUUGAGGAAUGGGAAGCUAGAGGUCACUGAAAUUUUCAAUUUUUCACAAGAUGAUUUGUUGACUGAAGACAUGAUGAUUCUUGAUACACAUGGAGAAGUCUUUGUUUGGAUGGGUCAAUGUGUGGACACAAAAGAGAAGCAGAAGGCAUUUGAAAUUGGUCAGAAAUACGUAGAACAUGCGGUGACCUUUGAAGGUCUUUCUCCUGAUGUGCCUCUGUACAAAGUCAUUGAAGGAAAUGAACCAUGCUUCUUCAGAACAUACUUCUCCUGGGAUAACACAAGAUCUGUGAUUCAUGGAAAUUCGUUUCAGAAGAAACUUUCACUUCUUUUCGGAAUGCGCUCAGAGAGUGGAUCGAAGAGUUCAGGUGAUGGUGGACCAACCCAAAGGGCAUCAGCAUUGGCAGCUCUUUCUUCUGCAUUCAACCCUUCCCAAAAGAAACAGUCCAACGAUAGGCCUACAAGCUCAGGUGAUGGAGGACCCACCCAGCGUGCUUCAGCAAUGGCUGCCUUAACCUCAGCAUUCAACCCAUCCGCAAAACCCAAAAGCCCACCGCCAUCUCGUGCAGGUCAAGGUUCUCAGCGAGCAGCUGCUGUUGCUGCGCUGUCCAAUGUUUUGACUGCUGAGGGUUCUACUCAAAGCCCUCGCACCAGGUCAUCCCCAUCUGCAGUUGAUGCAGAUGCUGAGAAGACCGAAUUAACUCCAUCUGCUGUGUCCCCUCAGUCUGAAGCAGCGGAGUCAUCGGAAUUUUCUGCAGAUAAGGAUGCCCCAGGAGAUGGAGCUUCUUCUGAGGGAGGGCGGACAGAGCCUGAUGUAUCAGAGGAACAGACUGCUAAUGAAAAUGGAGGUGAAACAACCUUCAGCUAUGAUCGGCUGAUAUCAAAAUCUGCCAAUCCUGUUCGUGGGAUAGAUUACAAACGCAGAGAGACAUAUUUGUCGGACAGUGAAUUCCAGACCGUCUUUGGUAUUACGAAGGAAGAGUUCUACCAGCAGCCAGGGUGGAAACAAGAAUUGCAGAAAAGGAAGCAUGAUCUUUUCUGAAGCACGGUCUAUUUCCCACUACAGCGGUUGCCUGUUUACUAGUUCUCUCUUGCUUGAUUGUUGACAUGGUACAUGAGAGGCCAUGUUAGUCAGCAAUCUUGGUCAUGUUUCAAAGACGAUUGCCGGUGGCUUUCUCUGCUGUUAUCCCAAGUUUUACAGGGUAUUCUUUAUUUGUACAUGGUCUGCGCUAUGCAGCACCAAGGGCGUCAGUACAUUGUUUUGAGCUUGUUAUGGUUCUUGUCCAUCCAUGUGUAUAUUAUUUUUACCCUCAAUUUGGUACAAGCGGUUAUUUCUUAGCGAGGUUUUGGGAUGUAUGAUGCACAUUGAUGUUCAGACUUUCCACUUUCUGUUCCUCUUGUAUUGUACUCUUGGCAUUGUCAUACUGUAUAAAUCUUGUGAUUGUUGAGUGGUGCUUAUGCAUGAUUAUAUUCUU